AUGUUCCCCUUAAUCCUCCCCCCCCCACCUGCUCAAUCCCCAGCGGAAAACCCAACGGCGCGCGCCCCACCCGCUCCCUCCAUAGAGUCUUCAUGCACUCGCUCCCCUGCCAAUCGAGACAAUGCCCUCCCCGCCGUCGGCGCAAGGGCAGGCGCCGCGCGCGACUUCGUUGCGCCCAGCCGGGCGCCCGCCGCCUCCCCUACGUUCCGCGAGUUCAGCUACGCGGAGCUGCACGCGGCGACGGGGGGAUUUGCGCGCGUCAUAGGUGAGGGGGGGGUCGGAACGGUGUACCGCGGGCGGAUGAUGCUGCCUGCGGGUGACGGCGCGAUGAGGGAGCGUGAGGUGGCAGUGAAAGAGAUGAAAGAACACCAAUUCAUUGCUCAAGAGCUCAAGACGUUCAAGGCUGAGGUGGCAGCCAUGUCAGCACUGAACCAUUACAACAUUCUGAAGUUGGAAGGUGUGGCGUUUGACGCGGAACAGAGGCCGCUUCUUGUGUAUGAGUACAUCCCGGGAGGCGACAUUACAAAUCUUCUCCAACAAGGUGAGCAACUUCCUCCCUCACGUAGUUACAGUGGUUUGGAGUUGGUAGUGGUGGGAAGGAAAACCCGCUUUGCUUGCCCCUUUUUCCGCUCCCCCCACCCUCACUCCCCUCUUCCUCCCGCUUUCCUGUUUUCUCCCCCACGCCCUUCCUCACAUAUGUCACUCACUCCUCUCGCUGAUACAGCUGUCUUUCUUAAUAGGACGUAA
Closterium sp. Naga37s-1 is the source of this 747-nucleotide messenger RNA. The record is from the annotation of a GenBank genome assembly. Lineage: Eukaryota; Viridiplantae; Streptophyta; Zygnematophyceae; Desmidiales; Closteriaceae.